GUCUUUCUCUUCCGUCCUAUCUUAGUCCUCGUGCUAGUACAAGAAUAACCCCGAUUUCCGUCCGCUUCAAAGCCACAAUGGCCGAGCUUAUCGAGAAGGCUAAACGCGCCGCUGGAAAGGCCGCUGUCGAAAACCACUACCCCAAAGAUGCCAAAUUUGUCGGUAUUGGCAGUGGUUCUACUAUUGUGUAUGUUGUUGAGGCCAUCAAGGAGCUGGGAAUCGAUACCUCUGGCACGUGUUAUGUGCCAACGGGCUUCCAGUCCAAGCAGCUGAUCGUCUCGGCCGGCCUGACAGCAGUGGAUUUCGAUGCCAUUCCCGAAGGAACAGUGCUUGAUAUUGCGUUCGACGGUGCAGACGAGGUGGAUGAUGAGCUUAACCUUAUAAAGGGCGGUGGUGCUUGUCUUUUCCAGGAAAAAAUUGUUGCUCUCCAAGCCAAGGAGUUCAUUUGCGUUGCCGAUUCAAGAAAGUUGCAGUCCCGCCUCCUGUCUAACUGGAAGUACAUUCCCAUUGAGGUUGCUCCGAUAGCUGCUAAGCGGGUGCUACCUGCUCUGAGACAGCUGGGCAGCAUCAAUCCUGUACUUCGGCCGCAGACUGGAUCCAAGCUAGGCCCAUUGAAAACUGACCAGGACUUUUACAUCAUCGAUGCACCUUUCCCAACUCUUUUAACAAAAGCGGACGUUGCAGCUGGAAAGGACGGUAGCGGAAAGGAUGGCAUUUGGGAGGUCGACGCUUUGUCACUGGCGAUUAAGCAAAUUCCCGGCGUUUUAGAUGUUGGUAUCUUCUCUGGAGUGACCGGGCCUCAGGCCCAGGCGCUCGGCGGCAUUGGAGGCCAGAAGCCCGUUGCGGCUUACUUUGGGAUGCCUGACGGCUCAGUGCAGGUCAGAAAAGCGGACGCUUGAGGUAUCUCGACAAUGGUGCAUAUAAGAUCAAAUUGGUGAUAAAGUAAAUACGAGUAAUACGAUUAGAUUCUACAUAGAU
Molecule: messenger RNA, 978 nt
Organism: Aspergillus nidulans FGSC A4
Lineage: Eukaryota; Fungi; Ascomycota; Eurotiomycetes; Eurotiales; Aspergillaceae
Product: ribose-5-phosphate isomerase RKI1
Exons: 2
Coding region: 78-899 (273 amino acids)
Biological process (GO): pentose-phosphate shunt; pyridoxine biosynthetic process; pentose-phosphate shunt, non-oxidative branch
Molecular function (GO): ribose-5-phosphate isomerase activity
Source: RefSeq, a predicted model, not a curated record